GGGAGCCCUGCCUCUCCAGUCGGCUCCCUCACGCCGCAGCCAAGAAGCACGGAGCAGCCAGGCAGCCCUAAACUUUCCCGGAGCCGCCGGGUGGUUAGCCCCCUCCUCCCCAAGAAGAAGACCCCGCGGAAUCCCUGAGACUCUGAGGCGCCUGCUGCGUGGGAGCUGGCAGUACCCUGCUGCACCAGGGAGUGAGCCAUAGCUGGAGGUUGCUAUUUUGCCAAUGACUCUCCAGCAUCUUAGAAGAUAAGAUGUGUGAAGGGAACAAGACCAUCAUGGCCAACCACCAACUGAUGCCCCUAGUGGUAGUCCUGAGCACCAUCUCCUUGGUCACAGUGGGGCUCAACCUGCUGGUCCUGUGUGCUGUGCGGAGCGAGCGGAAGCUACACACUGUGGGGAACCUGUACAUCAUUAGCCUCUCAGUGGCGGACCUGAUUGUAGGAGCUGUUGUCAUGCCAAUGAACAUCAUCUACCUCUUCAGGUCCACGUGGUCUCUGGGCCAGCCUCUCUGCCUCUUUUGGCUUUCCAUGGACUAUGUGGCCAGCACAGCGUCCAUUUUCAGCGUCUUCAUCUUGUGCAUUGAUCGCUACCGCUCUGUCCAGCAGCCCCUCAGAUACCUGAGGUAUCGCACCAAGACCCGAGCAUUGGCCACUAUCUUGGGAGCCUGGUUUCUCUCCUUCCUCUGGAUUAUUCCCAUUCUGGGCUGGCCUUACUCAGGGCCCCAGAAAGACAAAUGUGAGACAGGCUUCUAUGAUGUCACCUGGUUCAAGGUCAUGACUGCUAUCAUUAACUUCUACCUGCCUACCUUGCUCAUGCUCUGGUUCUAUGCCAAAAUCUACAAGGCUGUACAGCAGCACUGUAAGCACCGGGAGCUCAUGAAUGGAUCCCUCCCUUCCUUCUCUGAAAUUAAGCACAAGCCAGAGAACCCCAAGAUAGCGGCCAUGAAACCAAAGAAGAAGUCUCCCUGGGAGGUUCUGAAAAGGAAACAGAAAGUUGCUGGUGGUGUCCCUGUCUUGAAGUCCCAAGAUCUAAACGAGAAGAAAUCCUCAAGUGUCUGCAGCCAAGAGGAGGAUGAACAAGUGGACAAACGUCACUGCUUCCCGCUUAAUAUUGUGCAAACACAGACAGAGGAAGAGGGGAGUGGCAGGGACUACACGGCCAUCAACCAGAGCCAGAGCCAGCUUGAGAUAGAUGAGCAGAGCCUGACCAUGCAUGGGGCCUGUGAGGUGUCAGAGGACCAGACCCUAGGUGAUAGCCAGUCCUUCUCUCUAGCAGACUCAGACGUCCCUACAGAAUCAGCAUCCGGGAAAGGCAAACCAUCAAGUGAGUCCAGCACACGCCUGGAUUAUAUCAAGUUCACUUGGAAGAGGCUCCGCUCUCAUUCAAGGCAGUAUAUGUCUGGGUUGCAACUGAACCGAGAACGGAAGGCUGCCAAACAAUUGGGUUUUAUCAUGGCGGCCUUCAUCCUUUGCUGGAUUCCUUACUUCAUCUUCUUCAUGGUCAUUGCCUUCUGCAAGAGCUGUUGCAACGAACAUGUGCACAUGUUCACCAUCUGGCUGGGCUACAUCAACUCUACACUGAACCCCCUCAUCUACCCUUUGUGCAAUGAGAACUUCAAGAAGACAUUCAAGAAAAUCCUGCACAUUCGCUCCUAAGGGAGGCUAGAAGGGGAUGCAGCAAAGUGACACUUAGGAUGACUCUGAGGAAAAUGGAGGGCGAAGGCCUGCGAGUUGCCAGGUACCUGGGCUUUCUGGAGUCAAACGAAUGGUCUCAAGGGCCGGGUCAUCUGGAAAGUUCUUAGGCACCAUCGGAAGAACUGCAGAUGGCAGUGGUCAGCAGAGAAUGUAACUUUGAGUACAAAGCAGAGUAUUUCCAAGAGCAUGGAAUCUGGACGAGUACGCCUGUUCCUCAGAGAAAUGUGGGAGCCUCAGACUCUCCUUGUAAUUCAAGCUUCCAGGCUUGAGUUAAUUGGUCGUUGAAGGGACUCGUGGGUAGAGUUCCACUGGAGAGUUGAACUCUGGAGCCUUCCUGGAAUGGAUCUAUAUUGACUGUGCACACACAUGCAGAUAGAUACUGUCCCUUUCCGGGGGUCACCUUGAGAGGGGCAUAACAGGUAUUGCACUGUGACUGCCACUUCUCAGAAUACCUUUCUUCUGAGCCUCUUUUACAGCUUUUUCCAGAACUAAUGUCUGAACUGCCCUAGAAAUUCUGCCUUAUUAUUUCUCAUUCACACAUGUCUCAGAAUUGAUAGGAAAUUAGGCAGCUCGCACACUCAUCAUUUUCAACCCCAAAUUCCUUUUAGCAAUUUUUUAAAAAGAUGAUAAAAGCUGCCUACAAAAGAAAGAAAAAAAUAAAAUAUUAAUGGUUUCACAUUAAAAUUUUUUAAAAAUGGAAUAAGAGAAGAAAGCCGUAUUUCUUGAGUGUUAUGCCAGGUUUAUCUAACUAAAUCCCCAUCACACCCCACAACAGGAGGGUGGUGUAAUGAGCGAAGCAAAGUGAGAUGCAGUUUGGUGAAAUAAGUUGCCCAAGAUCACAGAACUAGUUAUUUGAGAGAGCUAGAAUGAAACCCUGUGGGGUUUCAGCUCAUCAUAAACAUUUUCUCCCUAAAGCAAAACUUUCUCUCUCCCUCUCUCUCUCUCUCUCUCUCUCUCUCUCUCUCUCUCACACACACACACACACACACACACACACACACACACACAGAGUUCCUGAGAGUGGUAGCAAUUCUCAGCAAUUCUCAAAAGAAUAUGCUGUGAGCAGGAACAGCCAACAUAGAAUGUGUCUGUGGCCACUGUAGGUGAUACUUUGAAGGGACAGUGUGCUAUUUGUGAGGUCUGCUGUGUUUGCCCCAAAGUGGUCAUGUUUUUUAGUCAUGUCUCUCAAGUAAAAACUAGCAAAGGCAUGGUAACAUACAGUUUUACUUGAUGUUUAUGUUGCAAUCUGGUGGUGACUUAUGUUCUUAAAUGUGAUGCUAAAUUGUAAUCUGUGUAGCAAAUGGAGUGCCUGUACAAGCUGGCAUUUUGUGUCUUGUAUUCUUGUUUGCAUGAUCUGUUAAAAUGAGAGGUGUUGUUGUUGUUGUUUUUUACUUACUUAAAAUAUGAUAUUUAAAACUAUACUGUUACAAGUUUGACUUAUUUAAUUCCACCAUUCUGAGUCUCUCAGAGGGAGAAGAUGUAUUGAAACAACUGCCUAAGAUUACAAGAGCUCAUAUAGGGGUUCUCUUUGGUUUCUGAUCACAUUGCAAAAGUCUUUAGAAAAGGAUUUGCUUUUCAAAACUAGCUUCACUCUCACUCUGCUUUGAAUCCCCAUAAGUUAUUCUUGCUCAAAACUGUGGGAGCCAAGGAGAUUUUUAUCCUGGUGUUAGAAGCUGCAGCUGGUCUAUUUCCAGGCUUCUCAGAAGAUCUGUGAACCCUUCACUGGGAUCCCUUAGGACCAAGGACCACCUAAAGAGACCACUCCAUACAGGCAAAUGACUAAAUGCCCAUUAUUCAUGUUGAUAAACAGUUAAGGCAACUAGUGAAGCAAAAUAUUACGAGCUCUGACUUUGGGUCAAAAGGACCUGGAUUUGAGUUUGACAAGAACUAGAAAUGAUCAGUAUAAAUUGUCAGAGCAUAAGGAACAAGGUCCAUGCAUUAUUGUAUACAGUUGUUGUUUUUAUAACGCUUGCAAUGUGGCUGGUACACAGAGGGUACCCGUAUGUAGUUUUCAAAUAUACUGAGAAUAUAC
This is a messenger RNA of Pipistrellus kuhlii (Kuhl's pipistrelle), 3726 nucleotides long. It is a transcript of the gene HRH1, whose product is annotated as histamine receptor H1. Gene Ontology annotation, biological process: regulation of vascular permeability; G protein-coupled receptor signaling pathway, coupled to cyclic nucleotide second messenger; positive regulation of vasoconstriction. Bases 252 to 1655 code for a protein of 467 amino acids. NCBI's taxonomy places the organism in Eukaryota, Metazoa, Chordata, Mammalia, Chiroptera, Vespertilionidae. Gene Ontology annotation, molecular function: histamine receptor activity; G protein-coupled serotonin receptor activity; neurotransmitter receptor activity. Gene Ontology annotation, cellular component: membrane; dendrite. The record is from RefSeq and is a predicted model, not a curated record. The transcript has 3 exons.